This is a messenger RNA of Aspergillus tanneri, 504 nucleotides long. RefSeq lists its product as uncharacterized. The coding region runs from base 1 to 504 and encodes 167 amino acids. NCBI's taxonomy places the organism in Eukaryota, Fungi, Ascomycota, Eurotiomycetes, Eurotiales, Aspergillaceae. The transcript has a single exon. The record is from RefSeq and is a predicted model, not a curated record.
AUGAAUCCCCCUCCACCGAGUCCAGAUCCAGACUACCAGCCCGAGUGGGAUGAGGAUCAUUUUCACGCCUUACCGAACUCCCUGCCCACUCUCUCAAAUAAACUCAACGAAGAGAUCGCUAACAACUCGGCCUCGACUGAGCCUUUCGCGGAACCAAUGGAUCAAACCCAGGUUGUCGGGGCGUUCCAGGCGCUGAAUAUCACUUAUUUAGAGGAUAUUCCUGAAGAAACUGCCGGGCAGGAGAUGGACGAACCCAGGUACAACAAGGAAAACGUCGAACCUUGCGCCAUGCCGGCCACGAAGGAAGGUGCAUCGACUGAAGCUUCUCCAAGCCAGGCACAGAACACCGAGGAAACCCAGCCAGCGCGCGGGCGAUUUUAUUCGAUCAGCGACACAGAGGCGCCGGAUCCUCUGCUUGCUCCACCACCAUCUCCAGUCAUGAAUGCGCCCCAAACCUCUGAUACCUCGGAUACCGAGAUCAUGGGGUUCUCAUCCUACAAAUAA